This is a messenger RNA of Culicoides brevitarsis, 1338 nucleotides long. RefSeq lists its product as uncharacterized. The coding region runs from base 205 to 1074 and encodes 289 amino acids. NCBI's taxonomy places the organism in Eukaryota, Metazoa, Arthropoda, Insecta, Diptera, Ceratopogonidae. The transcript is spliced from 3 exons. The record is from RefSeq and is a predicted model, not a curated record.
UGACGUUAACGGAUUGGGAACGGCUCUUAUCGCAGUAUUCUCGUCGGCCAUUGAUAAAAUUUUUGAUAAUUUGCUCGUCCGAAAGGCGUUUUGAGUCGAUAAGAGACACAACACCUUUUAUAUGCGCUCGAGUAUCAUUUAUUGUACGUCAGUUUGAAAAUUGCCAUCAUAUAAGUCGGAACUCUUUGAGCAAGCGAUAAAAAGAUGAAUUUUACGUGGGUACCAUCGUCACAGUAUCAGGGUGUUCCCGGAAAUGCCGUAAUUGCGGGAAAUGAUCAAGAUGGAUCUCCCAUUUAUGUUGGGCGGGCACGUCAUGCUGGCGAUUUAGUUGUUGCCAAAGUUCUGCCAUCGAAACAAGCUGCUUACGUUGCUUACAAUGGACAAGAGAUUUUUGUGCCAAAUUUCGAAGUUCUCGUUGGCGAUGGAUUUCAAUGGGUUGGAAGCGGAAACGGGCAUACGCCUGACAAUGCUGUAAUUGCGGGACACACAAUCAACGGAGAACCUUUGUACGUGGGUCGAGCUCAUCACGAAGGCAGUUUGACACCCGGAAAAAUCCACAAAUCGCAUGGAUGUUUGUACAUUCCCUUUGGAGGCGUUGAACAUAGCAUUCGCUCGUACGAAGUUCUCGUUGCUCAACCACGAGCUCAAUGGAGACAUUCGACGCCGCAAAAUUGCUAUCAUCAACACACGAUUUUGGGCGGGCAUGACAGCGAUGGAUCCCAAAUUUUCGUUGGAAGAGCUUUUCAUGAGGGAGAUUUGAUUCCCGCUAAAGUCAUUCCUUCCAAACAAGUUGCUUACGUGUCGUAUAACGGAUCAGAAAUCGCCAAAUAUGACUUUGAGAUGUUAUGCGGAACAAAUACGGCUUGGGUACCAAGCAGUUAUGGAAAUAUCCCUCAUAAUGCGGUUAAAGGAGGACAUACUUCUUCCGGCGAAACACUUUACGUUGGCAGAGCUGAUUGGAAUGGCUCGAAAACUGUCGGAAAGAUUCAUCCAAGUCAUCAUGCACUCUACAUCCCAUACGGAGGAUCCGAAAUUCCCAUCAAGCAAAAUUACGAGAUCUUGAUUGAAUAUUAAAAAGCAAUUUCGGAAAUGGCGAGAAAAAGAAUAGAGGAGAGAAAGAAAUAAAAAUUUGAUACCCAUUAAAAAGCCACUGAACGACGAAAAAAUUUCAAUUCCAUUAACAUAAAGUUUACGAGCACAGUUUGUAUUAUGUUCGUGCGCUUUAAAAACUGUUUUUAAUACACUUGCUUUGUUGUCGUUACAAUGUCAAGUCCUUUGUUCAUCAAAUGCAAAGAGCGCUUUUUACCUUUUUCGUAAAGCAUAUCAUAAAAGUUAAAU